Messenger RNA from Iphiclides podalirius (scarce swallowtail), 366 nucleotides. Lineage: Eukaryota; Metazoa; Arthropoda; Insecta; Lepidoptera; Papilionidae. The record is from the annotation of a GenBank genome assembly.
AUGUCGGACAAGGGUGAUUCCCCCACCCACCACCGCAAGCGCGAGAAGCGCACACCGGCGGUCGUGGAUCGACCGCUCGCCGCGCGAAAUUUAUUCACCGGCGAGCAACCGACUCCACUGCCGCCGAUAAGAUCCAAGGCGCCAUCACCACCACCGGCUGCCACCACCGAAGAACACCUCCCCAGCGCCCCGGACUACGAGCCCACGCCUGGGAAAGCGCCCACGGUGACCACGCGGAUAUUCGUCGGCCCGGCAUAUGAACAUGCUAGGGCCACGAAUCCACUCCCUCCGCGACCCGCAAAAGCGCCACACAGAAGCAUCACUCUACGAGAAACGCCAACGCGUAGGCGUAGAGGUAUCUACACC